Molecule: messenger RNA, 2209 nt
Organism: Conger conger (European conger)
Lineage: Eukaryota; Metazoa; Chordata; Actinopteri; Anguilliformes; Congridae
Exons: 3
Coding region: 174-1769 (531 amino acids)
Source: RefSeq, a predicted model, not a curated record
GCUAAAUGAUCUGCGUAGCUACAGAAUGAGCCUCCGAGUCACCACCAAAGAAAUACGAGUAGCCUUCGCUGCUUCUGAUUUGAUCAUCUGACCUCUUCCUCAUUCCUCAUAUAUAUUUUUUCAACAUUUAAAAGUGAAACAUUUCUGGGUUUCUUCAGAAGACUUACGUAUGGAUGGAAAUACUCAGGCUUCACGAGCUGAGACGUUUAAAGUGUGUGCAAGUUCUACACUUUUCAAAGCGGAGACGUGCAAUACUUACGGAUUCGCUUGGCGUUAUCAAAACAAACAAACAAACAGGUUUGAAAGACAUCAGCUGGUUCUACAUGGAGAAAAAAACGUUACUGAAAUGGACAUUAUGCAUUACAGUCAUCUUUGUAUUAACGACUGCCAUGUGGAUGAAUCGUAAGAAUUUCAGCUCAAGCCUUUACGUACACGAUGACACAAUUAUCCAUAAUGAUGACAGUCCAAUACACUCAAACCAGACAACUAUAACCCCAAUUAAUAACUCAAACCAGACAACUAUAACCCCAAUUAAUAACUCAAAACAGACAACUGUAACGCCAAUUAAGAAUGCAAAACAGACAACUGUAACCCCAGUUAAGAACUCAAAACAGAAAACUAUAACCCCAAUUAAGAACUCAAAACAUUUAAUGGUUUCUGCCUUCAAAGACCACAGGGUAAAUGGAGCAACUCGGAUCAUCAGCAUCUUAAACAGAGACCACCUGCAGCCACUGUUUUGUAUUUUCUGUUGUGGAAACAAUUAUUCCACUCCUGCAGAAAUAGAUGUGCACAGUGACCAUUUUGGAUUUUCAUAUGUGACCACUGAUGUGCUGUGUAAAAAUAAACCAAACUGCAAUGCCACACAUGUCACAGUCUCUCUCCUGCCAGACAAGGUGGACAGCCACAUAGACUUCCUACCAAUACAGAACCAGAAAUGGCAAGAGGAAGCCUUCCCAUAUGAAUUUACAAUUUGCAUCUCCAACCUGUUUGCAAGCUAUAACAAUGUCCUUCAGUUUGUACAGACUAUGGAAGUGUACAGGCUCCUGGGUAUUCAGAGAGUGGUUAUCUACAACACCAGCUGUGGUCCAGACCUUGAGAAGGUGCUGCAUUACUACAGUGAGGAGGGCAUGCUGGAAAUUGUACAAUGGCCAAUAGACCAAUUCCUCAAUCCCUCCAAAGGCUGGAACUUCAAAGAGCAUGGGGGGGACAUGCAAUACUAUGGUCAACUGACUACUCUUAAUGAGUGCAUCUACAGAAACAUGUACAGGUCCCGGUAUGUGCUGCUGAAUGACAUUGAUGAGAUCAUUAUGCCUUACCAACACGCAAACCUACAUCUGCUCCUGGAGGAUCUCCAACACCAACAACCAAAUGUGGCCGUUUUUCUCAUUGAGAACCACAUCUUCCCGAAAAGCCAGUUUGAUGAGAGUGGCCGGUUCAACCGCACAGAGUGGAAGAAGGUGCCAGGGAUCAACAUCCUGGAACAUGUUUACAGAGAGCCAGACAGGAAGCACGUUUUCAAUCCUACCAAGAUACUUGCCAAUCCCAGGCAGGUGGUGCAGACGUCUGUGCACUCAGUCCUAAAGAAUGCUGGAGGUACUUACAGGGUACCACCAGAUGUGUGCAGAAUUGUGCACGUCAGAGGACCCCUACAAGGGAGCCUCACCAAGGAACAACUGUUUGUGGACAAAAAGCUUUGGGAAUUUGAAAAGGCCCUCCUGCCAAAUGUUGAUAAUGUAUUGAAGAAAUGUGGGAUCUUUUAUUUUCUGUAAAGUUUCUGUGAAGUUUGAGUUCUCUGCGCUUUUAAUGAGUGAGUGCCAAGCGCGUGCCAAGAUUGUUCCUGUAGCAUUUGGGUGAAGGGGAAGGAAUGAAACAUGAACUCAUAUGUAUUUAUUUGUCUGGAGUGGACUCUGAGUGUUUCCACUUCUAUUUACACAAAAAUUGGGAGAUUAAUGAUUUUAGCACAUUCUUCUGCUGAUUGAUAUGUUUUUGUGGAGCAAUCCAUUCUGAAUUUAUCGAUGUGCUUAUUCUUUUGAGUGUUCCACUUGCACGAAUGUAUCGAUUGUCCAUCAGCCCACACUUUUAUGCAGAAAGAAUUCCUAUCUUGUGGCUGAUGAAAGCAUUCAUAUCUCAUGUUACGACAGAAUGUUAACUCAUUUUGAGAAUGUCAAACUACCUUCUUCAAUUAUAUGCCCUGCAAUUAAUUUUUAAA